Acipenser ruthenus (sterlet) is the source of this 3111-nucleotide messenger RNA. Its product is annotated as tropomodulin-1-like. Lineage: Eukaryota; Metazoa; Chordata; Actinopteri; Acipenseriformes; Acipenseridae. The transcript is spliced from 9 exons. The record is from RefSeq and is a predicted model, not a curated record. Gene Ontology annotation, cellular component: striated muscle thin filament; myofibril. Gene Ontology annotation, molecular function: tropomyosin binding. Bases 1 to 867 code for a protein of 288 amino acids. Gene Ontology annotation, biological process: pointed-end actin filament capping; myofibril assembly; muscle contraction.
AUGUACGUGGUCAUUCAAGACCGGUCAUAUAAACUGCAGCGGAAAGCGUGGGUGCCCAAAAAGAAGCCAGCUGAUCCUAUAAUGGAGAAUGUCACUCUAGAACCGGAACUGGAGGAGGCUCUCGCCAACGCUACUGAUGCAGAGCUGUGUGACAUUGCAGCCAUCCUCGGAAUGCACACGCUGAUGAGUAACCAGCAGUAUUAUGAAGCACUUGCCAGCAGCACCAUAGUCAACAAAGAAGGCUUGAACAGUGUAAUUCAGUCUCCUCGGUACAAAACGGUCCCUGAUGAAGAUCCAAACUCAACCGAUGUAGAAGAAACCCUUGAAAGGAUGAAAAACAAUGACCCGGACCUUCUGGAGGUCAACCUUAACAACAUUAAGAACAUUCCUGUGCCGACAUUAAAAGCCUACGCCGAAGCUCUGAAAAGCAACAGCUACGUUCAAAAGCUGAGCAUAGUGGGAACCAGGAGUAACGACCCUAUAGCAUUUGCUCUGGCUGAAAUGUUAAAAGUUAACAACACUCUAAAAUGUCUCAAUGUGGAGUCAAACUUCAUCACAGGAAAUGGAAUUAUUUCUUUAGUAGAAGCUCUCCAAUGCAACACAUCUCUUAUUGAAUUAAAAAUUGACAAUCAGAGUCAGCAGCUUGGUAACAAGGUGGAAAUGGAGAUUGCAAGCAUGCUGGAGAAAAACACCACACUGCUGAAAUUCGGCUACCAUUUCACCCAGCAAGGGCCUCGGCUUCGGGGGUCCAACGCCAUGAUGAACAAUAACGACCUUGCUCGCAUGAAUCGAUGUGAUGGUCCCUGGCAUAACUUUUCAGCUGUGGAACUAGAAGUGGAUUGCGGAAGAGAAGACUCGAAGGAAUAAAUGGUCCCAUCUUCCCUAAGUGCCGGAUAAACAUGUAAACGCAGUGGAAGUAGAGAGCUUGGCUUCAUAGACAAAAUAUUGCAUCCUAACUGACUGUGCUCUACUGUGGAAAUCCAAAGGAAGACUUGCCUUCACAAAAUACUCAUGGCGCUCCUUGUGUUUUGCAGUAUAAUGCACAGAUUUAAAUUUGUAGCAGAAGGUUCCUUUUCUAAAAGAUUGCGUAAUGCCUGAUUUUUCAGAUCACAAACAAGUAAAUCAAAAUCAAACCAGGUUUCCCUUUUUGGAAAACAUGCACCUGGAACCUUUCCACCAGUCAGUAUUUGACAGGUAACUAUUCUAUGAUGAAGCCAUAGAGUUAUGGUUAGAUUAUUGUGUGAAUUAAAAAGUUUGUGAUAUGCAUGAGCAAACAACUAUUGUGGAAAUAUAAAACACUUUGAACCUGGUUCCCCUCACAAACUGUUGUUUGAAUAACAUAAACUAUAUAUACUACUAGAUAGAAAAUACACUUGAUUUAUUAUGUUCAAUCACAAACCCUGUGAAACCGUGUAGGCCAUUUUGCUUAACAAAACACCCGGUAUAAUUUUAGUGCAUACUUCAGUAUAUGUACCCUGGUGCCAAACCCAAAGUAAUAUGGCUAUGCAUACAAAAGCGUUUUCAUGCAACUGCCAACAAUGUACUGUUGUGUAUUGAAUCGGAUAUAUGUGAAAUAACACUGAGCUUUGGCCCUAUGUUUCAAAUGUUAUUAAGCAGGUCUUGUUUUUAAUGAACUGAUCAAUUGUCCAACAUAACUGAAUAUAAACAGCAAGUUCUGCAAAAGCAACGCCAAGCAAACCUUUUUAUAUUUAGAUUAUUUUAACCAAAACAGGUAUUUUAAAUAACAUUUUGUUACAUAUCAAGAUAGGAAAAAAAGAGUUAUACUUGCCAAGUGCCAAAUAAUUACAUUUUUCUAUUGAAGGGGAAAAAAAUCUCUAUUUGCUGAGGUAUGAAGUGUUAAUAAUGGGUCAGAUAUUCAAAUGUGUUGCAAGUUUUGCCUGGGGCAGUUGCUGGGAUUGUUUGUGACACCCUUUCCCUGUCGAAUAAUUAGCUCUGAAGCAGGUCCACCACCAGUGGAUCUGGCAGAUUUUUCAAUCGGAGAAUUUUUAUCUAACUCAAAUUUCAAAUCAUAACUUUUUUUUUUAAAAUAUCAACUAUAUCCAGUGGAACAGUUGAAACAGCAUUACGUUAUCUGGGGAGUGGGUGAAAACCAGUCGAAGUCAAAACUGCCUGGACGGGGCACACCACCUUGAAAACUAUAUCACACGAUUACUCGGUCUUAAGCAUUUUAUCAUUAUAUUACUUUAUACUUCUUUAUAAUAGUGUAGUAUAAUUAGACGUUUCUCAUUGGAUUAGCGCCCGGUCCGGACAGGUUUGUCUUGACCCGGGAUUAUUUUGAUUGAUAAAAAUAUGAAAAGGAUCAUUAUUUUUAAUAUAUAGACCGUAGUGAUGGAGUUAUCGAGUGUAAUAGUAUUUAAGACGUUGAACAUUGUUUUAGUGUCCUGUCCGGGCAGUUUUGUCUUGGUCUGGAAGGAUUUAAGUAUACAGUAGUCACCGGCUAAGAGAACACCCCUCGGUAAGCAAGCGAAGUGUUCUCUAAGACGGAGUUAGCCACCAGACACAAUAUCAAUCAAUCAAUCAAUCAAUCAAUCAAUCAAUAAAUAAAUACAUACAUACAUAUUACUUGUCAUGAUGCACGUGCAUCCACAUAUUAAAUGAAAAGCAAAACAAUAGGCAACUGUAUGCUAAUAAACUAUAAUAAUAAAGUUUUAAAAAAUUAAGACAAACUAACGUUAAUAAAACUAAAGCAAAACAACACGGUCAAAAACACCAAAUUGCUCAGCGACUUGUGUCUGAUUCAGAAUUUUUUUAUUUUUUUUUUCCAAGAGUACUAACAAUUUUCAACUUUGUGUAGCAAGAGAAACAGCGGCACAUUUUGCCGUUUGUUUACAUGCCAUUUUGUAGCUGACGGCGGUUCUGUAAAGAUUUAAUAAACCAAUCAGUGUCCCUCAAGACACUCUGGCGAAGGCAAGUUGCUUUUUUACAAAACAGUACUGUAUCCAUGGUGAACGAAUCGCUAUUGGUGCCAUCCGAGCAUUUACAAUGGGAAAAAUCAUUUUCACCGCAGGGGUGUUCCCUUAGGCAAAGUGUUCGCUUAGGAGGUAUUCCUAUACGCGGAGACUACUGUAUAAUAUAUAUAUAUAUAUAUAU